CCUCCCGGAAGUGCGGCGGGAGCGGGAGCGGGGCCGUGCGGAGCCGGGAGGUGCCGAGCGCGGGGCGGGCACGGCCGGGAGCAGCGGGACUCGGCGCGGGCAGCGAUGCGGCUCCGCCGCCGCCCGGGCUCGCCGCCUUUGCCUCCCGCCGGGCGCCGGUGACCGUCACAGCGUCCCCGCCCCGGCGGAAUGAGCCCCGCCGCGCCGCCCCGCCAGCGCCGCGAUCCGGAGAAUUGCUGAAGCUUGGAUUGCUCUCUUGAUACUAUAAGCCUGCAAUAAGUGGCAAUGUCAAGGGUUCCCACCCCACCUCCUCCUGGGGAGAUGUCCAGUGGACCUGUGGCUGAAAGCUGGUGUUACACACAGGUUAAAGUAGUAAAAUUUUCAUACAUGUGGACCAUUAAUAACUUCAGUUUUUGCCGUGAAGAAAUGGGUGAAGUUUUAAAGAGUUCUACAUUUUCAUCAGGGCCAAAUGACAAAAUGAAGUGGUGCCUGAGAGUGAAUCCAAAGGGAUUAGAUGAUGAAAGCAAAGACUACUUGUCAUUGUAUUUGCUUUUAGUCAGUUGUCCAAAAAGUGAAGUCAGAGCAAAAUUCAAAUUUUCCCUGCUGAAUGCUAAAAGAGAAGAAACAAAAGCAAUGGAAAGCCAAAGAGCAUAUCGAUUUGUGCAAGGCAAGGACUGGGGGUUUAAGAAAUUUAUCCGAAGAGAUUUUUUACUAGAUGAAGCUAAUGGUCUUCUACCAGAUGACAAGCUUACAUUAUUUUGUGAGGUAAGCGUGGUCCAAGACUCAGUAAAUAUAUCAGGACAGUCUAAUACAAACACUUUGAAGGUACCUGAAUGUCGACUAGCAGAAGAUUUAGGGAAUCUCUGGGAAACAACAAGAUUUACAGAUUGCAGUUUUUAUGUAGGAGGACAAGAAUUCAAAGCUCAUAAAUCUGUCCUUGCAGCAAGAUCUCCAGUUUUUAAUGCAAUGUUUGAACAUGAAAUGGAGGAAAGCAAAAAGAAUCGUGUAGAAAUAAAUGAUGUAGACCCUGAAGUUUUUAAAGAAAUGAUGAGAUUCAUUUACACAGGAAAAGCACCAAACCUUGAAAAAAUGGCUGACAAUUUGUUGGCAGCUGCAGACAAAUAUGCACUGGAACGGCUGAAGGUGAUGUGUGAGGAGGCACUCUGUAGUAACCUCUCGGUAGAAAAUGUUGCUGACAUUCUUAUCCUCGCAGAUUUGCACAGCGCUGAACAGCUAAAAGCACAAGCAAUAGACUUUAUUAACAGGUGCAGUGUUCUUAGACAACUUGGGUGUAAAGAUGGGAAAAACUGGAAUAGCAACCAAGCAACAGACAUAAUGGAAACUGCAGGCUGGAAGUCCAUGAUCCACUCCCACCCUCACUUAGUAGCCGAGGCCUUUCGCGCUCUGGCGUCUGCACAGUGUCCACAGUUUGGCAUUCCACGCAAGCGGCUAAAACAGUCCUGAAAUCUUCCAUGAACUCUAGAGAAAUUGGACUGACUCCACUCCUCCUUGUCCAGAGGUGUUUUCACAAACCAUAACAAGAGUUUUUGUUAUCCUUGUCCACAGAACAGAAGCUGAAAAAGCCUAUUGUUUGCUUUUCAGAUGGAUAAUUUAUGGUUUAAUCCUCAGCUUUAAAUUAGACUGAUUACUCUAAUUCACUGAAAGGCCUUAAAUUAUCUUCAAUGACUCUCUAGUCCAUAUAGUCUAAUGUAUCUUGAUUUUUUUAUUAUUAUUUUUUAAUGUGCCUUGUCUUUUUGACUAGGCUCUGCAGGAUUGCACUAGCUCCAUAAUGCAGUAAAGCUGAUAACUGAAGAUUAAUUUUUGAAAGGGAUCUUCCAUUAUUUUCA
Messenger RNA from Poecile atricapillus (Black-capped chickadee), 1847 nucleotides. It is a transcript of the gene SPOPL, whose product is annotated as speckle type BTB/POZ protein like. The transcript has 11 exons. Gene Ontology annotation, molecular function: ubiquitin protein ligase binding. The record is from RefSeq and is a predicted model, not a curated record. Gene Ontology annotation, biological process: proteasome-mediated ubiquitin-dependent protein catabolic process; regulation of proteolysis. Bases 286 to 1464 code for a protein of 392 amino acids. Gene Ontology annotation, cellular component: nucleus; cytoplasm. Lineage: Eukaryota; Metazoa; Chordata; Aves; Passeriformes; Paridae.